AUGGCAUCUCCAAAAAGCUCCCCGAAAAGCGGGGCCAGCUCACCGACUUCUCCGAGUAGGCGUUCGCCGAAGAAGUCGCCAAACGGCCGAAAGCAAGCAGGCAAGCAGGCUGCGGUUGCAGCAGCAACUGAGUUUGUGCCAGAGGGCGACGACAAGAAUGCUCCUGCAGCAUGGAUUCAGUCGGUGCUCCUGCUUCACAACGAAAGACGGGCGGCUCACUGGACGCCUCCCCUGGUCUGGAGCCAGGAGUGCUAUGAGCACGCCAGGAUGCAGGCCCAAGCCUGUGAAACUGCAGAUCGUCGACUGACCAAAAACUUCGUGGAAAGCUUAAGUGGCCGCCAUGGGCAAAACUCCCUGGGCCCUUCGAGGAAGGAGUUGAAGUGGGACCAGGCCGCUGCGGAACACGUGGUGACUCAGUGGUACAGCGAGCUGGAGCAUUAUGACUUCCAUCAUCCUGGCCCGCAGAAGGGUUGCGUCAACUUCAUUCAAAUGAUGUGGGCAGGGACGUGUUCGGUCGGGAUGGCGCUGUCGUCAAACGGCAGGUACUGUGUUGCCAACUACUUCCCUCCAGUUGGCAAUGUCCUGGCGUACAAGUAUGCAAAAAACCUGCAUCCGCCCUGCGACCUUCCACCACCUUGGAUUACACAGGGUGAACAGGACCUACCCGAAAUUUACAAAAAAGUUCCUUGCGCGGAGUCCAACUGGAAGCGCCAUGAGGAGGUGACAGCUCUGCUGGACGAGGGGGCGAAAUACAAACCUCUCGACACCUUGAACGUAGACCUCCCUGACCUAGAUCCAUUUUGA
Molecule: messenger RNA, 804 nt
Organism: Symbiodinium sp. CCMP2456
Lineage: Eukaryota; Dinophyceae; Suessiales; Symbiodiniaceae
Source: the annotation of a GenBank genome assembly